AUGCCCAUCACGGAUGAGGACGCCGCGCUGCAGGCAAUUGCAACCCUAGAUCCACUGUCGACGGAGCAACAAGAUGCACUGCAUGCUAUUGACGCCAUCACUAACGACGGAGAGCCGUUCGUCGAUGUCUUUGAGCUGUUCGGGUACUACGAUAAGCUGUAUUUCGGGAACCUUCUGUUGCCACGAGUCGAGGUGAUCUGGUCGCCACGACUGACCCUAUGUGCUGGCAUCUGUGAACUUUCGAAGGAUCCGUCGACCAACAAGUUCACACGCAUCCGUCUGAAGCUGAGCACUCCUUUGUUGCAGUACCGUCCACGUUCUGACACGAUCAACACGCUACUGCACGAGGCUAUACACGCCUACUUCUUUAUCACGACGUCGUGGAAACAUUCGAGGGGUGACGAUGGCACAGGUCAUGGUGUAGGGUUUCAAUUGCUGGCUGACGCUAUCAAUAACCACGGCAACUACGAGGUUACCAUCUACCACACGUUCCACGACGAGGUAGACAGCUAUCGAACCCAUGUCUGGCAGUGCCACGGCCGAUGCAAGACCCAGCCACCGUUCUUUGGCCAGGUGAAGCGUAGCAUGAACCGAGCACCUGGCAAAGGUGACACUUGGUGGGCGAGACACGAAGCUGAAUGUGGAGGGACGUACGCAAAGAUUAGUGAGCCUGAGCUUACCAAGAAGCAGCUCCAGAAUAUGAGCAGUAAGGAGAGAGCAGGACGCCAGAAGAACAAGCUCGACAAGUGGAUCACAACAUCAAAGAGAAAGGACAGUAAUACUGAGGGUAAAACCUCUGAUAAGCCCAUUGCGCUGGACGAAGAGGAUGAAACCUCGCGGAGUGCGAUAAUCAAGGACGCUAUAGUGAGCUCCAGCGCAGGCCAAAAACGGCCGCGAGCCGACACGGACGAUGGCCAAUUACUUGUUGAGAAGAAGACGCUCGUUGAGUGCCCAAUCUGUACCAUAGGAGUUGCGGAUACGGAGAUCAAUGAUCAUUUGGAUCUGCUGCAUCCUUGAGGCUGGGACACCGACUGGCUGGUUCAUGCACGUCAUGCCGUUGCCCCACUCGGAGUCCUCGGGUCCAACUGCAACACCACGCUCUGUGCAGACAGGUCGAUAGAACAUCACAAAACAAU
Messenger RNA from Macroventuria anomochaeta, 1136 nucleotides. RefSeq lists its product as uncharacterized. Gene Ontology annotation, cellular component: nucleus. Gene Ontology annotation, biological process: DNA damage response. The coding region runs from base 1 to 1017 and encodes 338 amino acids. The record is from RefSeq and is a predicted model, not a curated record. Lineage: Eukaryota; Fungi; Ascomycota; Dothideomycetes; Pleosporales; Didymellaceae. Gene Ontology annotation, molecular function: single-stranded DNA binding; polyubiquitin modification-dependent protein binding; metalloendopeptidase activity. The transcript has 2 exons.